Messenger RNA from Pseudocercospora fijiensis CIRAD86, 3101 nucleotides. RefSeq lists its product as uncharacterized. Gene Ontology annotation, molecular function: peptidase activity; protein binding. The transcript has a single exon. Lineage: Eukaryota; Fungi; Ascomycota; Dothideomycetes; Mycosphaerellales; Mycosphaerellaceae. The record is from RefSeq and is a predicted model, not a curated record. Bases 498 to 2822 code for a protein of 774 amino acids. Gene Ontology annotation, biological process: glutathione catabolic process; proteolysis.
AAGUGCCCAGCAACAGCAUCCGACCACUGACGCCGUCCAUCAACACCACAGGCUCAGAAACUUCCGACUUUGAACCUUCUUCAUUACCCACCAGAGAGUCUUCCAGCAGACCGCCCAGUCCGGACCAUGGCGAUCCACGCAGCACGAUUCCCUCCCUGAGCCAACGCCUUCGCCAUACUUCCUCUAUCCUCGCCAUAGCUCUCACGUCAGAGCAUAUCUAUGCAGGCACGCAAGCAGGAGAAAUUCUGGUAUACGACCUAGGCACAUAUGAGAAGAGGGCGGUGCUGGAAGGCCACAGAGGCUCGGUGCUAGGCCUAUGCAUAUCGCAAGACCAAAAGCUGUUAUUCUCGAGCUCAGGCGACAGGGUCGUCAACAUAUGGGAUACGAAAACACUGAAGAGGACGGGUUGUUUGCGAUCGCCGUUUGACGUUGGCGAUGUCUUCUGCGUCGCAUAUUCCGCUGCCCUGGACACGGCGUAUCUGGGCUCACAGAACACCAUGAUACAGUGGUGCUGCAUCUCCCCACAAUCGAUCAAGAGUCUGCCUGCGGCAGUGCGCGACGAUGACCGCUUCUUCGACUCGAGAGGACCUGGCGGCGUGCGGACACCGAAGCCUGCGGGCUCAGAUGUUGUACCCAAACAUGCCGUCGGCGGGGAUGAGCUUGAAAUCGACAAGGCGGACGUGAAGCACUUUGCGCACUAUGGAUAUGUCUAUUGCAUGUUGUUGGCGAGAGAUGGAGUGCCGGAGCGAUCUGGAGAGGACACUCUGGUCACAGGAGGCGGAGAUGGUGUGAUCAAGCUUUGGAAACUCAAUGCGGAGAAUGGAGGCGCUGUAGAAGAGCUAUAUUCGCUGGACGAUGGCAGAGAAGAGGGACACGCGAUACUGGCGCUUGCCAUGGACGGCACAUUCGUCUACUCAGGACGCAGCGGCGGUGAAGUCGAUGUCUGGGAUCUGGAGACGAAGCAGCUUGUUCGGAAUCUCAAGGCGCAUCGAGACGAUGUGCAGUCCUUGACUGUCGGUGGCGGCUUUCUCUUCAGUGCUGCAGUGACUGGCUAUGUGCGCAAAUUCGAUCGACAGUAUCAACUCAAGACCAGGUUCAAGGCCCAUGACGGCCGCAUUCUCGCAUCGGCAUUUUCCUUCCAUAAAGGCAAGCCGGUCUAUGUGACUGGAUCCAACGACAACAGUUUGGCGGUGUGGGAUAUUACAGACUGCAUCAGGCUCAGCAUCGUACCCGGCAAGACCAGCAAUGAACAAUUAGUGGAGUCUUUACGGCGAUUUGUGGCGUUCAGGACAGUCAGCUCAGACCAGCGACAUAAAGCGGACUGCAGGCGAGCGGCUUCAUACUUGCGAUCGGUGUUCAAGAACUUUGGCGCCAUUACAGAGAUGCUCCCAGCUGAAGAUGGGUGCAAUCCAGUCAUCCUUGCUCGCUUUCGAGGUAACCCUGCGACCAGAGCACAACGCAAGAAAAUACUAUUCUACGGUCACUACGACGUUGUUGCUGCGAACAACGCCAGCGGCAAAUGGAUAGUCGACCCAUUCGCAAUGGAAGGCAUUGACGGCUAUCUUUACGGCCGAGGCACUUCUGACAAUAAGGGACCAAUCAUGGCCGCCAUCUUUGCUUGUGCUGAGUUGAUGACAACACACGCUCUGGACUCAGACAUUGUCUUCCUCAUCGAAGGUGAGGAGGAGAGCGGUUCGCGAGGCUUCGAAAAAGCUGUCAAGGCAAGCAAGGAUAAGAUUGGCGAAGUAGAUUGGAUCUUGCUCGCGAAUAGCUACUGGCUGGACGAUCGAACACCAUGUCUGACGUAUGGCCUUCGAGGUGUCAUUCAUGCGACUGUGCAGAUCGAAAGCAAUCAUCCGGACUUGCACUCUGGUGUCGACGGUAGUGCGCAGCUAGACGAAUCAUUGAAGGACUUGGUCUUGCUGCUCGGAACACUGACAGGCAAGAAUGGAGAAGUGAAGAUUCCUGGCUUCUACGAUCCUGUACCAGAAGUCAGCGAUACUGAAGCAGCAUUGUACGCAGACAUCACUCACGCUCUAGUGUCGAGGAACCCUGACCUCGGCGACCCCGAAGCACUCGCUACAUCUCUCAUGCGAAGGUGGCGAGAAGCUUCGUUGACAAUUCAUCGCUUCCAAACCUCUGGCCCUGACAACGCCACGAUCAUUCCGCGUAUGGCGAAAGCCGCGCUAUCGAUACGUCUCGUACCGAACCAGGAAGCAUCAGAGGUUGCGAAAGCUUUGCAGACCCACCUCGAAUCUGGCUUCAAGCAACUCGAAUCGAACAACCGUCUUACUGUGACCAUCGACCACAAAGCCGAGCCUUGGCUAGGAGACUGGACUAACGACCUGUUCAAGACUCUUGAAGAAGCCAUCAUGGACGCGUGGGGACCUACAGAGACCCAGACUAACCACCAUCGGAGCUCCCCUCCAGCGGCAUUCAAGCUUGGCAUCCCUAGACAGUUGGCAAAUGGACACCAGCCUGCGAAGCCAUCGCCAGCAACAUCCACCACCCUCGCCCACCAAAGUGUCGAAACGCCUUCUCCCCUCACGCCAAUGGCUGAGGUCGCCAACAAGCUCGAGGAGAUCAUCACGCCUCCGGAGAAGAAGCCGAAGCAGCGACGGAAACCGCUAUACAUUCGAGAAGGGGGCUCCAUUCCAGCUAUUCGUUUCCUGGAGAAGGAGUUUGAUGCACCUGCUGCUCACUUCCCUUGUGGUCAAGCUAGUGACAGCGCACAUUUGGACAAUGAAAGACUGAGACUACAGAAUCUUUACAAAGCCAAGGACAUUUUCGCAAAGGUUUUUAGAGAUUUGCCGCAGAAGUGAAAAGGUUUCGUUCAGAUGCAUGUUCGAUCGCCGGCGUUGAGCGAGACAUGACUGGAAUUGUGUAGGAUAUGUGUAAGACAAGACUUAGGUGGGAGCAAACGACUUGUCUUUGUGUGAGAAUCAGGCAGCUUCAAAAGUAGGGUUGAAGACACGAUCUGGCGGGCAUAAAAGUCGACCCAGAUCGCUUCUUGUAACGCUCAUCGACAAACCACGAUAAACACUCCACCAGCUAGCAUCAUGGGCAAUCUAGCAUACGAGAAAGACAAGAUUUACUUCCAG